Messenger RNA from Cylindrotheca closterium, 216 nucleotides. NCBI's taxonomy places the organism in Eukaryota, Bacillariophyta, Bacillariophyceae, Bacillariales, Bacillariaceae. The record is from the annotation of a GenBank genome assembly.
AUGCAGACAACUUUCCAACGCACCGCUUUACCAACCGAACAAAAGCCAUCAAAGACUCAUAAUAGAAAGAAACAUCGGCGCCGUACUCUGCUCGUUCUUGUUGGUUACGAUUGUUGGCUCGUUUGCACUGAUGCAUGUAUCACUCACUCUCCUGUUUUCUUCGCCAAACUUUACACGAUUGACAUUUCAAUGGUAAGUCAACUAUCUAGUUUUUAA